AUGCAGAACACUACAAAAGUAAAGGUUCAGCUCCUGAAGACCCUUGAUGAUGGAUCGGUAGACCCUAACUGCUACGCGUGCAAGAUGGGUCAUGUGAUAUUAACAAGUGAUGGAAGGAUAUCCUCUGAGUCACCAGCAGUCAAAGAUAAGCAGUUGCUAAUCAAAAAGAACGGGAAAGUUGAUAAUAGGUCAGCAAUAUGUAAGAAAACUGUAGAUCAGGAUAGAACUAUUCAGGCCCCCUUGGGUUCAUCUUUGUCGAUGACACACCCGAAUACCAUGCUUGCCACUCGUGACAGCACAGAGACAACCACGCCUGGCGUGCAACAAGGCUCUACUCUAUCUAUUUCAUCUGAACGCAAGCCAACUAUACACACCACUGUUUCUCCAGCCCCCUCUGCCCCUCUAUCAAUUCCUAAUACAAUAGUUCAGCCCCCUGCUUCAAAUCAACCAAAUCAGCUUUCCUCUUUGGCCCCAAUUUCACUACCGCCUCCCGUACCAACUGUUAGGCAGUCUCCCCAACUACAAACCCAUGCGACCGCACACAGGAAUCCACAGUUUCCACCAUUGAGUCAUCAGGAAAAGGCCCCCGUCCCCAAAGGAUCAGAGCACCAGGCUCAUAAUAGUAGUGUUCAUAGUACAGAGUCUAUUUUCAAUCGAGCAGGCAUUCCAAGGACUCACGAGUUCGCUUGCGUAGCGUAUUCUAUGGCCUCUACCAGAAGUUAUUUUACGUACAAUUUUCUGUGUUUCCUUCAACGUUUGUUCCAUCGUCCCGUGGACACCGAAGAGGAGAGUAUUCUGGGGUUGCAGCCCUUCUACAAUUGCUUGAGCCAAGAAGCAAAAGAUGUGCUCAUGAGAAAUCUUCCUGGGUGCGAAAAAGAGUUAGUAUUGCGUCUAUUGGGACAAAGCAUUCAGCUAAUGAGCCCAUCUGCACUGUCUGUCAUCGAUGCAAUUGAAAGUGCCAUAAGUGAAGACAAGCCGUUCACUAACGCAUGCCAAACGUUGUAUCAGCUAAGCAAGCACGUAAGAAGCACAUUACUGGCGAAUUCAUAG
Messenger RNA from Giardia duodenalis, 1050 nucleotides. RefSeq lists its product as uncharacterized. The coding region runs from base 1 to 1050 and encodes 349 amino acids. Lineage: Eukaryota; Fornicata; Diplomonadida; Hexamitidae. The transcript has a single exon. The record is from RefSeq and is a predicted model, not a curated record.